GUCAUUGAGCUUAUGUAGGAGUAUGAAUAGCGAGAGCUCUCAUCAGGAUGAUGGUCGGCGGCCGCCCCCAAACUAUACCCUGCUUAGGAAAAUGGCGGUGGUUGACUUCGAGGGAUCCUCUGACCCCGACAUGGUCGAUGCAUGGCUGUUGAAGCUCACUCGGACUUUGGAUGAGCUCCAUAUUGAUAAUGAUGGGGAUAGGAUCGCCAUGGCUAUCCACGUGCUCCAGGGAACUGCUAGGGAUUGGUGGCAUCUCCAGCCGGAGAGUGAAGUGGUACCUCUUGAGAUCACCUGGAACCAGUUUGUGAAGAUGUUCCUCGAUGAGUGCAUCCCCCAAACAGUCUGGGACGAUAAGAGGGAGGAUUUCAUGAAAUUGGAGAAGCAGUGGGGGCAGGGUGCCCACGAAUCCUCACUGCCUUCCGCCAAAAAUCAUCGCCAUCUCCAAAUUUCUUAACCGCAAAACCAUUUUAUCACCCGCGACCAUCUCACGACCAAAGGAGUCGGAGCCCGCAGAUCUGAAUCGACAUCACGACCCAUUUCUCUUCACCGUAGUCCCUUCUACCUUCCUUAACCCAGAUUCCAAAACCCUUUUAUUAUUUUCCCCAAAUCUCAUCCUGCUCCCAUCUCCACCCUAUUCCUUGCUACAGCCGCCAUCAAUUCGACGUCCAGCAUCCCGUCGCCUCGUUGGACCUUCGCACCGUCGUUGCAAGCCCGACGUCAUCGGCCUUCUAUCCCUCAAUCGUCAUCAGCCUUCGAAAAUCCCACUUCUAGAUCUUCAUUCUUGUCAACUCAAACCCAAAAUUUUCAUAAGCCCAGCCGACGGAUCUAGAUUAGAAAAAGAAAUCAUCGCCACUGUUGUUGUUGCUGAACGUCGGCUGCGAAGAAACUCGACACUGUUGUCAGGAAAGAAAUUGACAGUCUGGCA
Messenger RNA from Linum trigynum, 925 nucleotides. The record is from the annotation of a GenBank genome assembly. Lineage: Eukaryota; Viridiplantae; Streptophyta; Magnoliopsida; Malpighiales; Linaceae.